CGGGGCGCCGUGACGUCAUCGUCCGGCGCCUCGAGGGUCGGAGCCGGAAGCGCCGUGGCCGCUGUCGCGGAGCCGCACGCGAGGCCUACGGGAGCGGAGCCUGGGGAGCGUCGCGGGUCCCAGGCAGACAGCAACAUCAUGAGCUUCGUGGCCUAUGAGGAGCUGAUCAAAGAGGGUGACACGGCCAUCCUGUCACUGGGCCAUGGUGCAAUGGUGGCGGUGCGCGUACAGCACGGGGCACAGACCCAGACCCGGCAUGGCGUCCUGCGACACUCAGUAGACCUCAUCGGUCGCCCCUUUGGCUCCAAGGUGACCUGCGGCAGAGGUGGCUGGGUGUAUGUGCUACACCCCACGCCUGAGCUCUGGACACUAAACCUGCCGCACCGCACCCAGAUCCUCUACUCCACUGACAUUGCCCUGCUCACCAUGAUGCUGGAGCUUCGGCCUGGCUCUGUGGUAUGUGAAUCAGGUACCGGCAGUGGCUCUGUGUCCCAUGCCAUCAUCCGCACCGUUGCGCCCACAGGCCACCUGCACACGGUGGAGUUCCACCAGCAGCGGGCGGAGAAGGCCCGGGAAGAGUUCCAGGAGCACCGCGUGGGCCGCUGGGUGACUGUGCGCAACCAGGACGUGUGCCGCAGCGGCUUCGGCGUGCGCCACGUGGCAGAUGCUGUCUUCCUGGAUAUCCCGUCUCCUUGGGAGGCUGUGGGUCAUGCCUGGGAUGCCCUCAAAGUCGAAGGUGGGCGCUUCUGCUCCUUCUCGCCAUGCAUCGAGCAGGUACAGCGCACAUGCCAGGCCCUGGCCUUGCGUGGCUUCUCCGAGCUGAGCACCCUGGAGGCGCUGCCGCAGGUCUACAACGUGCGCACCGUCAGCCUGCCUGCGCCUGACCUGGGAGGCAGCCCAAGCCCUGAGGCCUGCCCCUUCCGCAGUGGCACGCCCAUGAAGGAGGCCGUGGGCCACACUGGCUACCUGACCUUUGCCACCAAGACCCCUGGCUAGUAGGCUCCCCCCCACCCCACCCCCGCCAGGAGCUCCAGGGAGUGGGAGCCCCAGGGCCCAGGCCAGGAGGCGUAGCUCAGCCAGAGGUCUCCUUAUAUGGCCAGCGGAUGCCUGCCAGGGCUGUGUUUACAAAUGAGUGGUGGGGCGGGGCUUGGGGACCUCCUGGGUGGCCAGAGGGGGGGACAGCCCAGACGGAGGAGCCUCAGCACGGCCUGCCAGCCCCAGCUGUCUGGUCCUCUGGGGAGUGAGGCCUCCCUCCUGAGGCCCUGCCAUGCUCACACCCGGCCCUGCUGCUGUUUGCUGCCACUCAGCCCCCUGCCAUAGGCCCUUCUGGGCAUUGAGGUGAGAGGUGCUGCUGGCGGGGCUCAGGUCUGACCCCUUCCCAAGCAGCGAGUAGACAGUGGGGUGGGGAGCAAAGACAGAGGAGGAACGAACAGUCUUGGACCCCACGGCCUCCCUGCCCACAUGGUCCAUGGGCCACCUCGGCCCUCCCUAGGCCAGCACCUGGCCUGCCCCAACCCCUCCGUCCUCCCCAGUGCUGAUGAGGCCAGGCAAGCACAGCAGCUAGUUAAGGCCGCCCUGCUGUGUGGCCUCGGCUCUGACCCCCACCCCAGCUGGACCACUCAGGCCGUGUGGGAGCGCCCACAUCCGCCCUCCUGUUGAAGGAACAGGGAGGGCCAGCUCUGUCCCCUGCCUCACUGCUCCUGUCCCUACAAAGUGCCUGUGAGCCCCAGCAGUCAGGCCCCAGGACGCCAGUGAGCGAGCACACCCAGCACCCCCGGGAGAAGGGCCCGGGGAGGACGAUGGAGCGCUUUGGGUGACCCAGCCAGUCCGUCCUGGCUGUUUGACCCCCAGCUGUCUGACCACAGAGCUACUUGGGUGGCCCUACCUCUCAAGAGAGCCCCAGGGUCAUGGGGGUGUGUCCAAGACAGAGGGCAAGACACGUGUCACCCUCCAAGCCUGGUCUCCAGCUCGGUGUGACUGGCACCCUGCCUGCAACAGGUGCAUGGAGGGCCUGAGCAUCUGCCCCGAGCCUCGGCCAGCCACCAGGAGCCUCAGUUUCCCAUGUCUGCCUGAGAGCCCCCGGGGUACUGCGCUGGUGGGCAGGAGGGCUGGCCUCCAGCCAUGCCUGGUAGAGAAAUAAAUGCUGCUGCCCCUGC
Molecule: messenger RNA, 2156 nt
Organism: Manis pentadactyla (Chinese pangolin)
Lineage: Eukaryota; Metazoa; Chordata; Mammalia; Pholidota; Manidae
Gene: TRMT61A
Product: tRNA methyltransferase 61A
Exons: 4
Coding region: 139-996 (285 amino acids)
Biological process (GO): tRNA methylation
Cellular component (GO): nucleus; tRNA (m1A) methyltransferase complex
Source: RefSeq, a predicted model, not a curated record